AUGACACCUACUUUCUCACUUGCUGCUAUCAAAGCUGGUCUCUCUGCUCUCAAAAGCAAGACUCAAAUCAAGGAGAAUGAACUGCUUAACCGCCUAAAUUCUAAUGAGAAGAUCUCAUCUUCAGAAGAGACUUGGCUAGAUCAGGAGGCUAACCAUGUUGAUGAAGAGGCUCUUGUCAAUACUCUCGAGACUGCUUCAGACUUUGAACGCGCCCUCACACGCCUCAAUACUAGAGAGAAGAAGAUGGUUGAGGAGCUGGUUAAGGAGGGGGGAGAUGGAAAAGGCGCCAGCUCAUCAGAGUCAGGAGAGGCUGUAGCUGAUAGGCGCAAGCGCCCUACGAAGUGUAAAGCUCCUGAGAAGAAGUCUGAGUCCACUCCCUCCACCCCCUCCAUCUUUACUCGCAAGGAGAAUGCCUCCCUUGAACAGUGUAUUGAGAUCUUAGACUGGCAUCAUACCAAUGGUAAAAACCAGUCUAAGACCGCAAAGCACUUUGCACCCAUCUAUCUCAAUCUCUGCAUCAAACAGUCCUUGAUCUCUGCUUGGCUCAAAGACGAGACAAAGUGGCGUCAACACUGGGCUGAAUCAGAGGCCUCUCAUAAUGCAGAUCAUGCAAAGCGCGCUAAGCGUGCUAGGCAGGUUGAGCAUCCUGAGGUUGAUGAGAUGCUAGAGCUCUGA
Molecule: messenger RNA, 675 nt
Organism: Peniophora sp. CBMAI 1063
Lineage: Eukaryota; Fungi; Basidiomycota; Agaricomycetes; Russulales; Peniophoraceae
Source: the annotation of a GenBank genome assembly